Rhineura floridana is the source of this 2284-nucleotide messenger RNA. It is a transcript of the gene OLFM1, whose product is annotated as olfactomedin 1. Bases 474 to 1847 code for a protein of 457 amino acids. The record is from RefSeq and is a predicted model, not a curated record. NCBI's taxonomy places the organism in Eukaryota, Metazoa, Chordata, Lepidosauria, Squamata, Rhineuridae. Gene Ontology annotation, biological process: signal transduction. The transcript has 6 exons.
UUUUGGCAACAGCAGAGAGAGAGAGCGCGCGCCUCAUUCCGCGCUCGGCUGGAUUCCUCCUCGCCAGCGCCUUUGGACUGAAGGGGAGCCAUUGAAACACCUCUCCCACCGCCGCCCGCCGCGCUCCAAAAGAAGAAGAACCCCCCCAGCGAGCGGAGACAGCCCGGAGAGGACGAGGAAGGGGGGAGGGCGCGGGGACCUUGGCGGGGGGCAAGCCAAGCCGGCGAUGUCAAGGGCGGCUGCGGCGCUGCUCUCGCCCUUCGCGUGGUGCUGAACCUCCGCGCCGCGCUCGCCCCGACACGGAGCGCCACCUCCCUGGGCGAGCAGCCGCAGCGACGGGAUCCGGGCGUUGAAGAGGCGGCGGCGGCGGCGGCAGCAGGGAAGAGAGGAGCCCCCCCCGCAACACAGACACACACACCCCGAGGAGGCGGAAACUCGGUCUAUGCCCGAGCCCGGAGCCCCGAGCCCGAGCCAUGAGACCCGCCAGCAAGCUCUUGAGCCUCCUGUACCUCCUCCUGAUGGGGACGGAACUCACUCAAGUGUUGCCUACCAACCCAGAGGAAAGCUGGCAGGUCUACAGUUCUGCUCAGGACAGCGAAGGACGGUGUAUAUGUACAGUGGUGGCCCCUCAACAGACAAUGUGCUCGCGCGAUGCCAGGACAAAGCAACUGCGGCAGCUCCUAGAAAAGGUACAAAACAUGUCCCAGUCAAUAGAGGUGUUGGACAGGCGAACCCAACGGGACCUCCAGUACGUUGAGAAAAUGGAGAACCAGAUGAGAGGCCUGGAAUCCAAGUUCAAGCAAGUGGAAGAGAGCCACAAACAGCACCUGGCAAGACAGUUCAAGGCGAUAAAAGAGAAAAUGGAGGCGCUUAGGCCCCUGAUCCCUGUGUUGGAAGAGUACAAAGCCGAUGCCAAAUUGGUUUUGCAGUUUAAAGAGGAGGUCCAGAAUCUGACGUCAGUUCUAAACGAACUCCAGGAGGAGAUUGGCGCCUAUGACUACGAAGAGCUUCAAAACAGAGUGUCAAAUCUUGAAGAGAGGCUCCGGGCUUGCAUGCAAAAAUUAGCCUGCGGGAAAUUGACAGCAAUAAGUGACCCAAUAACGGUCAAGACAUCCGGAUCAAGGUUUGGCUCGUGGAUGACAGACCCCUUAGCUCCAGAGGGUGAAAACAAGGUCUGGUAUAUGGACAGCUACCAUAACAACCGCUUCGUCCGGGAGUACAAAUCCAUGUCUGACUUCAUGAAUACAGACAACUUCACCUCUCACCGCCUCCCUCACCCCUGGUCCGGGACAGGCCAAGUGGUCUACAAUGGCUCGAUCUUUUUCAACAAAUACCAAAGCCACAUCAUCAUCAAAUUUGACUUGAAGACUGAGACCAUUCUUAAGACACGCAGCUUGGACUAUGCGGGCUACAACAAUGUCUACCACUACGCCUGGGGAGGCCAUUCGGACAUUGACCUCAUGGUGGACGAGAACGGCCUGUGGGCUGUCUACGCCACCAACCAGAAUGCGGGAAACAUUGUCAUCAGCAAGCUGGACCCAAACACUUUGCAAAGCAUCCAGACUUGGAAUACCAGCUACCCAAAACGCAGUGCUGGCGAAGGUUUCAUCAUCUGCGGCACUUUAUACGUCACCAACGGUUACUCAGGGGGAACCAAGGUGACCUAUGCGUAUCAGACCAACACCUCCACUUAUGAAUAUAUAGAUAUCCCCUUCUUAAAUAAAUAUUCCCAUAUUUCUAUGUUGGACUACAACCCCAAGGACAGAGCCCUCUAUGCGUGGAACAAUGGCCAUCAAAUACUUUACAAUGUCACUCUCUUCCAUGUGGUCAGAUCAGAUGAAUUGUAGUCCACUUUUUGUCUGGAACAAAACUGAAAUCUUUCACUCACACACACAAAACCUGGAAAGGAUACAUCGUAUGGAAAUAUAUUUUAAAAAAAAUAGAGAAGGAAUUUCAGAAACAGCUGCCAAAAUGUAAAAAUGAGAGAUGCUCCAAUAUUCAAACCUGCAAGAUCAUCACUUUCCUCUCCAACGUUUAUCGGAUAUCAAACUCGUGUUACAGACAAAGUGGGCUGGGACGACACAAAAUGCAGCCGCUCAUUUGCAGCUGGAACUGCACUUGACAAAACUAGUUUUCCGUUCUCCAGUGGUUUUUUAAAAUUUCUUUCUUUUCUUUCCCAGGAGGGCAGGCAGUUGCCAUUUGUUUGUUUUAUUUUCCUUCUCUUUCAGUAGCAAAGUUGUAGUUCUAAAGUACAAUGUAAGGCAAUGACUGUUGGAAAAUUUAU